Molecule: messenger RNA, 4656 nt
Organism: Dreissena polymorpha
Lineage: Eukaryota; Metazoa; Mollusca; Bivalvia; Myida; Dreissenidae
Product: mucin-2-like
Exons: 12
Coding region: 359-3751 (1130 amino acids)
Source: RefSeq, a predicted model, not a curated record
AAAACACACACACACACACCAAUAACAAUAGUGUUUAAAUCGUUUAAUAAUUUUAAAAAAUGUCCACUAAUGCACGUUUUUUUUAAGAAAGGGUGCACUUACAAUCUGAAUAAAUGACAAAAGGAGCUAACUGCUAUGCUAUUUUUAUAUAACCAAUUUAAAGAAAAAGACAUUUAACACGAAUGGCGUCUAAUAUCGCCGUUGCACUACCAUAUCUUUGUACGCCAUUGCACAUAAACCUUGAUAUAAAGUCAAUUUCUGAUUAUCUCGUCAUUUCAAUAAACGGGGACUAUUUUAACUGUUGAAAUCAAGCGAUUUUAUUUACAAAUUGGAUUUUAACGGCAAACAGAGAGAAGUCAUGGACAAGUUUUGGCUGUGCAUUAAUAUUGGUAUUAGCAUCAUCUCGAAUAUAAGCCUUAAUGAUACUGCGGGCUCCAACCCAACCCAACUGAACAGUAAUACAGACAGUAAUACUGUUAACGACACCACUGCAACUGUGCCACCAUCACACAACACUACAGACAGUUAUACUGUUAACGAAACCACUGCAACUGUGCCCCCAUCACACAACACCACAGAUAAUUAUACUGUUAACGACACCACUACAACUGUUCCCCCAUCACACGACACUACAGCCAUUAAUACUGUUAACGACACCACUGCAACUGUGCCCCCAUCACACAACACUACAGCCAUUAAUACUGUUAACGACACCGCUACAACUGGGCCCCAUUCACACAACACUACAGCCAUUAAUACUGUUAACGACACCGCUACAACUGGGCCCCAUUCACACAACACUACAGACAGUAAUACUAUUAAGGAAACCACUACAAUUGUGCCCCCAUCACAUAACACUACAGCCAGUAAUACUGUUAACGACACCACUACAACUGUGCCACAAUCACACAGCACUACAGCCAUUAAUACUGUAAACGACACCACUACAACUGUGCCCCCAUCACACAACACUACAGACAGUAAUACUGUUUACGACACCGCUACAAAUGUGCCACAAUCACACAACACGACAGCCAGUAAUACUGUUAACGACACCACUGCAACUGUGCCCCCAUCACACAGCACUACAGCCAUUAAUACUGUAAACGACACCACUACAACUGUGCCCCCAUCACACAACACUACAGCCAGUAAUACUGUUAACGACACCACUACAACUGUGCCCCCAUCACAUAACACUACAGCCAGUAAUACUGUUAACGACACCACUACAACUGUGCCCCCAUCACACAACACUACAGCCAGUAAUACUGUUAACGACACCACUACAACUGUGCCCCCAUCACACAACACUACAGCCAGUAAUACUGUUAACGACACCACUGCAACUGUGCCCCCAUCACACAACACUACAGACAGUAAUACUGUUUACGACACCGCUACAAAUGUGCCACAAUCACACAACACUACAGCCAUUAAUACUGUUAACGACACCACUUCAACUGUGCCCCCAUCACACAACACUACAGCCAUUAAUACUGUUAACGACAACAUUACAACUGGGCCACAAUCACACAACACUACAGACAGUAAUACUGUUUACGACACCGCUACAAAUGUGCCACAAUCACACAACACGACAGCCAGUAAUACUGUUAACGACACCACUGCAACUGUGCCCCCAUCACACAACACUACAGCCAUUAAUACUGUUAACGACACCACUGCAACUGUGCCCCCAUCACACAACACUACAGCCAUUAAUACUGUUAACGACACCACUGCAACUGUGCCCCCAUCACACAACACGACAGCCAUUAAUACUGUUAACGACACCACUGCAACUGUGCCCCCAUCACACAACACUACAGACAGUAAUACUGUUAACGACAACAUUACAACUGUGCCCCCAUCACACAACACUACAGACAGUAAUACAAUUAACGACACCACUACAAAUGUGCCACAAUCACACAACACUACAGCCAGUAAUACUGUUAACGACACCACUUCAACUGUGCCCCCAUCACCCAACACUACAGACAGUAAUACUUUUAACGACAACAUUACAACUGUACCCUUAUCACACAACGCUACAGACGGUAAUAUUGUGAACGAAACCACUACAACUGUGCCUUCAUCACACAACACCACAGACAGUUAUACUGUUAACGAAACCACUACAACUGUGCCAACAAUACAUAGCACUUCAGUCGAUAUGACUGAUAAAGUAACGACUACAACUGUGUCCCAACUACACAGCACUACAGUCAAUAAGACUGAUAACGUAAUGAAUACAACUGUGUCCACACUACAUAGCACAACAGUCAAUAAGACUGAUAAAGUAACGACUACAACUGUGUCCCCACUACACAGCACUACAGUCAAUAAAACUGUGUACGUAACGACUACAACUGAGACUUCAGUACACAGCACUACGAAAAAUGUCAACACUCCACUCGAAAAGACUGAAACCGGCUCAAGUAUACUUGCGCCGACUGGAGAGGGGAGUGUGAUGAGUUUAGACAAGUUGGAUAUUCGAAUCACAUCCACAGUUAUUGUUGAAACACAGUUUAAAGAUGAAUUGAAGAACACAUCAUCCGAUAUGUUCAAUAAUUAUUCCAAAGAGUUUACUGAUAAGCUUAAUGAGCAGUAUAGGAACGUACCAAACUUCCGAUAUGUUCAAGUCGAAGGCUUCAGCAAUGGUUCCGUUAAGUGCCACUUUUCAUUAAUAUUUAUGGGAAAUGCGGAGUUUAAAACUAUCUCUGGUCAGCUUAAAGAAAACAAAACAUUGACCGUUAGUCUUUCCGACGGAGUGGUGACAGGCGUAAUAAAUACAAGCCAAAUCGAGGCAGAACUUUUGAAAGUUGAGAACCCGAAAUGUGAUAUGCUGAAAGAUAAUCCGUGCAACAAAGGUGAUAACUGCAGCAUUGCAAAAGAAGACAAUAAAGUGGUCUGUCGACAUCUCUGCACUGAAAGACGCAAUUACUGUCAUAACGACGGCGUUUGCAUAUAUGAUCAUACCAAGAGCGAUAUAGCGUGCAGAUGUGUAUCUUCUGAGACCUAUGUGUUCAGUGGAGAACAGUGUCAAGUGAGGGUCGAGAAACUUCAACUUGAAUCAAAGUAUAUCAUUGCCAUAGCAGCAAGUGUGGGCGGGGUCAUAGUCAUCGCUGCGGCGGUGGUUAUCGUGUGCCUGGUCUACAGGCUUAGGAGGAGGAAGACAUUAAAUGAAGCUGAAGAAAGCGUUGAAAAUAUUGGCCUAGAUAAUCUCAAAAGAAUCAGUCGGACACGCUCCGAGAACAGUUACGAUAAGUUCAGGGAUCCGCGCACAUCGAAAGAGACGACCUCAAACGGCUCUAUAGGUGACUUUGAAAGGUCAAAGGAAACGAGGGUACUGGACGGCAUGGAACACAAAGUCACAAGAGACGAGAAAGGCAAUGAGGUGUACAUCUACCAGCCAAAGCAGCCACGUGAUAUCGGUCGACAGCGUCAGUCAUCUGUGUACUCGUCUGCGUCAGAGGACAACGCGCAGACCGGAAGUAGCAUGUACGACUACAUUGACACCGAUACGAAGCUGCUCCAACAGGAAAAAAACAGCCUUAUUCUAGAGCGUGGUCCUUUCUUAAUGGAGAGGAACCGAUUGCUUAUCAGUGCGACGCUGCCCACACGAGACACAAUACACAACGAGAGCGCCGAUGGCGCUGAAAGCAUAGUUGCAAGAUACAGGGAAGAUGCUGCUGAAUAUCAAAUCCGCCGACCAAAUGUCAGCAUCAGAACCAUUCGCAUCUGAGAUGGAACAUGCAACAAAAAACAGUAUGGUUUAAAAAAUGAACGGCAUAAUAAGUGACGGUUCUUCUAAACGGCAUUGACCUUUUAAUGGUUUGACGCUUUGAAUUACGUUUACGUUCAAAUGUUUUUAACGCAUAAUAAGUGACAAUUCUACGGGAUAGCAUUGCUCUAUUCAUGGUUUUGCGCAUUGAAAUACUUUUAUGGUCGAAAUGUAUGUGACAAAAAGUUAUAAUUCUAAACAACCAAAACCUUUAUUUAGGUUUUCCCACAAUUCGUAGUGGAUGUGUUACAAAUAAUUGGUUAUUCAGGUGUAUCAUAAAUGUUUUUCGUUUUGCCGUUAAUUAAUAGCAAUUUUGGGUAAGUAAUGUUAAUUAUGUAUAUAUAUAUAAGACUUUUGUAAUAUUUGUAAUACACGUGUGCAUGAUUGUUUACAUUUAUUCCAUACACAUUUUAUUUUGUAUAAUGAUACUUUUGCAUUUGUCAUUUGUCAAUUAUAUCAUCACUCGUCACUUAAUAAAUAAUUUCAGUCGUAUUAUAUACCUUAUAACAUGCUGUUGCUGAAUUGUUUAUUGCAUCACGAGGAAUCAUACUUGUUCCGAGCAAAGAAUUCAUAACUGAUAAGGAUUAGUAAUAGCUGUGAGGUUUUUAUUCUCACAGUGACCUUCCUUGAAACGUGAAAUUUUUUAUAUAAUAGAGGGAGACAAAGUCGGGAUGUUUUUGUCUUCUACAGUUCUAAGCGUAACUCUCCUUGAAAGAUGUAACUGUUCUAAACUAAAUCGGAGUUAACAAGCGAAUAUUAUUAUUUCCAUGAGGUAUAUAUUCUUGUUGGAUUUCAAUUAUCCUGUUACAGUGAUCAUAGCUUGCCGAAUCUAGAAAGCUUAAACGGUGAAAAAUAAAUACUUCUAC